This is a messenger RNA of Leptosia nina, 2955 nucleotides long. Lineage: Eukaryota; Metazoa; Arthropoda; Insecta; Lepidoptera; Pieridae. The record is from the annotation of a GenBank genome assembly.
AUGUUACGUUUAAGUGGUGAUACUGUGAGGGUGAUGCCAUUACGCACUUGUCGUCGUCGCAUCUCGCCGAGGACAAAACGCCGCUACCGGGCAAUCAAAGAAUUCUUCAAAAGGACCAUCGGGACAUUAUCCAACACUGAUUAUGUUACCAAUUCGAGCAUCGCAGUCAGUGUUUCAGACUUGAAGAGUAAGAUCGAUAUUAUAGAACAACAGCUGGAGAAAGUAAGCAAGCACUGUCGAAAUCUGACUUGCGUCGAAAAUGGUUUUAACAACGCAGAUGGGUCUAUAGACCAUAAAAAUCAAAAAAGACCAGAAGCAGAAACUGAGAUACUAUACGAGACGCCUCGAAGAAAUUUUGUAAAAUCAGACGAUAGUGAAAACAGUAAAUUAAAAUUGAAUGGCAACACUCAAAUUAUGAAUGAUGUUCAAAGUAGUUCCUACAGUGAGAGACAACUUAACGUAUAUAAGCAACAUGAUAGAAAAUCAAAGCAAGCUUACAAUGAAUCGUGUUUAAAAACAAACAAUUUAAAGGAAAAUAAAUAUGAUUGUUUAAAAAGAGUCACUUCGAGUAUCACUUUUCAAGCGUGUAAAGACACACACACUCGGUCACAUCGAUAUGAUGUUAGUAAUAAAAGUCAUAACCACGAUGACAAAGUAAAAGACAAAAACCGAGGUUGUUCAGAAAAAAUAAAAAGGGAGUUGUCGCAUAGAAGAGACAUUGAACAUCGUAAAAGCAGAAAGAAGAAACGCCGCUAUUCAGCAUUUGACGAAGAAUUUAUCGAAGACAUCAUUAGAAGACAAUACAAACCGGUUAAGUUGUUUGGUAGGAAAAUAUCAGAAUUCAGCCAGUUUUCUGCACCCGUUUGCCGUGACCAAGAAUAUACUAUCCGCAAUGACAUAGAGGAAGGGAGCGAGUUAUGUUCAUGUUGCUUCGAAGGUCAUCGAAAUGUCAGCCAUCGCCAUUGUCGAAAAUAUGACUUGAACGAUAUGAGAAGCGUCUGCGACGCCCGCUUGUAUGGUGCAAAACGGCACAGGUGGUGUAAGGAGGGACAUACGAAUAAUUACAAUGACUCAACUCUUUACGAUUUAAUUCCUGUUAAAGAAAAAUCGAGUCCUAAAACUAGACGCAAAUUUAUAGAAGAAAAUGUACAAUACGAGCGUUGUAGAGAAGUUUUACCUUCACCCCGAACUCACAAACCUAGACUUAAUCUGAAGGCGCAGUCCUAUGAUUACGAUGACAGUUUAUUACCUAAAAGAAGGAAAAAUGUAACCCCACUGAAACGAACAAAUAAUGGCGACGAAAUGAGUGAAGAUUUUUCACAAACUUCUCGCCACCGACGAACUUCCAAUGAACCAUUAACAUUAAGAACGCAUGUCGGCAACGGCAACCCAAGCCAAAACGCAAACCUCGUGAACGAAUCCUUUACGGGCUCAGCCGCAGAUAAAACUGAUAAAGCGCUGUGUGAAAUAAAAGAUAUUUUACAAAGCUUCCUUCAAGAAAUCAAGAAAGAUUCUGUUCAUAGUGACCAUUCGGAGGUCAGCGGCAAAAGCAUUAAACAUACGGAAGCACAAGUAAAUAAUAAACCCCGUUCCAGCCCUACACCUAAUAUAGAACAAUGCCACGCUUCUUUCGUUCCGCCAUUUGGUAAUUCGUGCUGUUAUCCAAUUCUACCUGUCUGCCCGAUCAAUUGUAGCCCAUAUGGACCCAUACCACCAUCGACGAGUUACACUUGCGCUUCGUGUGUUCAAAAUAAGAAGGAGAUAAUUCCUCAUGUCAACGAUGACACAAAAAAUAAUUCUUGUCACGACGAAACACAAGAACUCAUCAAAGAGAUUUAUAAAUGUGUAACGCGAUCUCCGACCACGCCUCGGUCCAAGCGGUUGGAGCAUUCGUACCCUCGCUAUGAUUUCCAAAAGAAGGUGCUAACAUCCCGAAGUGUCGGCAGCUCGAAUGCUUCGAAGCACGACGUUAUGGUGGAGACACCGAAAAUGAAAUGUUACUCGAAAAGUUGUGAAGCGAUUGGAUCCCGGGUUACGACCGAUACAUAUUCCACAAAUCCGACAUAUUCUGAUACGGCGAUAGAGAAACUCAGCUUAGAUACGUCACAUUCAUCAACUGACACGGAGGUCAAGAAAAAUAAAUUCUCAAACGUGUUGAAAAAAAUGGGUUUAUUUAAAAAGAAAAGAAAAGAUGUCAUCGAGGAAGUUAGCGAGAGCGAAGGUACAGAAGAAGUAGACGUAAAGCCAAAAUCAAAGCCCCCCUUUAAACAAAAUAUAAUGAAUUAUAAUCUCCAUGCUCAGGAAUAUUUCCAUCCCCCUCCGAAUACCAGAUGCAAUAAUUGCUACGAUCAUGGAUUCUGCUCACCACAUGUGCAUACGUUUGGGGAUGAUGGCUACAGCGCACAAAAAGCGUCUUACGAACGAUGCAAGCAUAGAACCCAUCCGCACUGUUAUUCGACACCCCAAUAUUGUGAAAUCCCGAAUGUUUCAUCAGCCUAUUGUCAUCAUGACCGUGAUCCACAAUGCCAUAAUGGACCCCAAGUCCCACUGUGCUUAAAGGAAAUAGAAGUAAAAAGCAUAGGCACACAGAGCGAAAGAAAGUUAUCGAUCUUUCCUAGAUUCAAGAAAUAUCAGGCUCCUCAAGCACGACUUAACCCACAGAAUACGAUGACAACACAAACCCCGAAAGAAAAAAAUAUCCUAUUCAACUGGGAAAAGCUAAAAGAAAAAGCGACGCAGAAUGCGAGUAACGCGGAUCCAAUGAAGUUUUCUCUAAAAACACAAAAACAACUCGCUCUCGGUGACAUGACAAUGAGGAAUGCAAUGCUCAAGAAGCUAUUCUAUAAAAGAAACCCGUUCUCUCCUCGCAACUUGAUCGUUAGAACUCUGCUCGGCAAGGAUAGGUCUUCUUGGGGCGAACCGCCCAGGAUGUACAAACCGCGAAUGUUCAUAUAA